AAAGAAAAAACUCUUCCAAACUGACUCGAAACUAAGUGUGCGCAGCCAUCUUGGAAAAUGGCAUUGUGGGUGAAGUUGUUAGGGGUUCGUGAAAUAGGCAAGCACUACUGCCAACAUGGCUUCCGAGGGAGCAAAAUUUCCCGUGCAUUCCUCGAAAGGGACGUUUGUAGCAGGAAAACGGAAAAGUUUCAAGACCAGGAGCAAGAAAUGGAAAGCUGAGGCAGCAAGGAAAGAUUUCAUAGGGAACAAGGCCGAAGGCCAGGGGUUUGCAGACAGGAGAAAGAAGAAGGUGAUGUAUGAAUACAGGAAGCUGCUAAACAAGGAGAGGAGGAAACAGGGCGGAACAACAACAACAACAGAGGCAGCAGGAGAUGGGGAGGGGGGGAACACACAGACCAGCACACAGGAACACAAAAGAUUCAAGAAGAAGCCAGUCACAGCGUUCAGUAAGCAACAACAAGAGUUCAAGAGAAAACAGGCAGAGAAAGAACAAAGAAUAAAGGAAGCUGAACAGAGAAGAGAAGAGAGAAUCAAAGCAGCAGCUAAACACAACAAAGAGAGGUGGAAGAGACAUGUCCAACUGGGGAAGGUCAACAAGAAGGGACAGCCUGUCAUGGCCAACAGGAUAGAAUUUCUACUCAAUAAAAUACAGAAGGAAGCUUCUUCAUAGGUUGUAUGUCACAACCUAGGGCUGCGUACCUUUUCGUAACAUCAGAUACAGGUACAGGUACAGAGGUUUAGGUCCAGGUCCAGACCUGUACCUGUACCUGAAAAUUCACGCGUGUCACAUGUUCAACUGAAAUUCUUCAAUAAUGAUAGAAACAUGAAUAAAGUGUUGACAAUUUGUCCUGUAUCUUUCAAAGAACAUCAAAUAUAACCAUGGAUGAUACAACUAGGUUUCCUAUCUCACUUCUCACUAGUUCUCAGAGACGGAAAUUAAGGUAAAUCUCUUUAUUUUAACGCUGGAUGUUCAUUUUCCUGGCAGGCCUCCUUGUGUGUAGUGAUCAAGUAUGAAUUUUUGUUCCGGUCCACCGACGUUUCGGUUUUUUCAGGCCGGACCGAUACUACAACCUGUCAUGGCCAACCGAAUAUAUACAUGUAGUAGAAGCAAAACUUGAAUCAAAACGUCCAGGUGUAAAGAACUUUUAUUUUCAUCAACAUGUAAGGGUCAAGUUUCUCAACAUAAACUGAAUGUAUUAAAGGAAUUGAUUGAGGAUCACCA
Messenger RNA from Branchiostoma belcheri (Belcher's lancelet), 1222 nucleotides. RefSeq names its product rRNA-processing protein FYV7-like. Lineage: Eukaryota; Metazoa; Chordata; Leptocardii; Amphioxiformes; Branchiostomatidae. Gene Ontology annotation, cellular component: nucleus. The record is from RefSeq and is a predicted model, not a curated record. The transcript has 5 exons. The coding region runs from base 116 to 670 and encodes 184 amino acids.